UUCUUUCCUCCUUUUGUGCAACACCCCUUCCCUCCUACAGACCACCCAAAGCCCUAUAAAUAAUCCAAGGACUGUAUUUUUCCUCCAGAUUUCUCUUCAGACCUCAAAGGAAAAACUAUCAGGCAGAGGAAGGGAGAGAGGGAGAAGGGAAAGUGAGGAGGGGAGAGAGAGAAAGAGGAAAGAUGGCUAGUGAGUUCAAGAAGAAAAUGUUCUGGAGGGCAGUGGUGGCUGAGUUCCUUGCCAUGAGCCUCUUUAUUUUUAUCAGCAUUGGCUCGGCUCUGGGCUUCAGCUUCCCCGUGGUGGGCAACAAAACAUCCACGAGGUCCCAGGACAACGUGAAGGUCUCGCUGGCUUUUGGGUUAUCCAUCGCUACCAUGGCCCAGAGCGUGGGCCACAUCAGCGGGGCCCACCUGAACCCGGCUGUGACCCUGGGGCUGCUGCUCAGCUGCCAGAUCAGCAUCUUCAAGGCGCUCAUGUACAUCCUUGCCCAGUGCCUGGGGGCAGUGGUGGCCACUGCAAUUCUGUCAGGAGUCACCUCCUCUCUCCCAAACAACCUCCUGGGGCUCAAUGCGGUGAGUAGAAACUUUUAA
Messenger RNA from Lepidothrix coronata (blue-crowned manakin), 590 nucleotides. It is a transcript of the gene AQP1, whose product is annotated as aquaporin 1 (Colton blood group). Gene Ontology annotation, molecular function: ammonium channel activity; glycerol transmembrane transporter activity; water channel activity. The record is from RefSeq and is a predicted model, not a curated record. Gene Ontology annotation, cellular component: membrane. Gene Ontology annotation, biological process: renal water transport; hyperosmotic response; carbon dioxide transmembrane transport. The coding region runs from base 183 to 590 and encodes 135 amino acids. The transcript has a single exon. Lineage: Eukaryota; Metazoa; Chordata; Aves; Passeriformes; Pipridae.